Messenger RNA from Thalassophryne amazonica, 1265 nucleotides. RefSeq names its product N-acetylglucosamine-1-phosphate transferase subunit gamma (gene gnptg). Gene Ontology annotation, cellular component: Golgi apparatus. The transcript has 11 exons. The coding region runs from base 88 to 993 and encodes 301 amino acids. The record is from RefSeq and is a predicted model, not a curated record. NCBI's taxonomy places the organism in Eukaryota, Metazoa, Chordata, Actinopteri, Batrachoidiformes, Batrachoididae.
AUUUUGGUCAGGUGACUUUAAGGAGGAAUUGAACGCUCAGUGGUGCAGGAAAUGUAGCUCGAAUUUUGCUUCAUUUUCGUUUCAGUCAUGCACUGUAACGGAAUAUGUAAUUUAUUAAAGGCGUGGAUUAUUUACGUCACUGUUUUGUUGAAUCAUGGAUUCGGGGGUAAAAUGAAAAUUGUAGAAGAACCAAACACAUUUGGGCUGAAUAAUCCUUUUCUGAAUCAGGGAAGCAGACUGCAGCCUAAAGUAACUCCAUCUCCUGUGUCUGGGCCUGCACACCUUCACCGGCUGGCUGGAAAGUGCUUCAGUCUCACAGAGUCAACGUAUAAAUAUGAAUUCUGUCCCUUUCACAACGUCACCCAGCACGAGGAGUCGUUUAGAUGGAAUGCUUACAGUGGGAUACUGGGCAUCUGGCAGGAGUGGGAGAUAGCGAACAACACUUUCACAGGCAUGUGGAUGAGAGAGGGAGAUACAUGUGGGACCAGAAACAGAGAAACAAAGGUUGUUCUCGUCUGCGGCAUGAGCAGUAAACUAUCUCAAGUGUCAGAGCCCAACACCUGUCUGUACGUGAUGACCUUCGAGACCCCACUCGUCUGCCAUCCACAUUCCCUGUUAGUGUACCCAAUGCUGAGCGAGAAGCUGCAGCUGGAAUGGGAUGAAGCGGCACAGGCUCGCUAUGAAGAUCUCAUCACGGAGCAGGGAUACAGUGGUCUUCUGAAGGAUAUUUUUGAGCAUGCUGGAUUGCUGAAGAGCCAGACAGUGAAAGUGAAGAUACCUGUCGUAGCAGCUGAAUCGGACGUGCACAACUCUUUACAGAAGUGCACGGAGGAUUUCCAGAAGCAGAGUGAAGAGCUUGAGAGACUGCGCGCUCUACUUACACAACACAAUAUUCCUCUGGACGCGAAGCCAAAUGAAGUGAAAGGUGCACUCAGCGUGACUGUUACAGACGGACACCUACGAGGCGACAACGGCGUAAUUGACCAGCAGUGACGUGAGUCACAGUUGAGUCAUCGAUUUGCUGAAGCAAAUUAGUUGAAGUUGGCUGGACACUGUUGCAAGCACGAAGGUGAAAAGUGCCAAAAUAAGUGACAGUAAGAAAAAACUGGAUCACAAGUUUGUGUCUGUUCUUAGAGCUGAUGCCUCUCAGCAGGAUGUUCAGUAAAUAGGAUGACCUUUUUAACAAUUUAAAUCUGUACAUGUGCAGGAUGUUGAGAAAUAAACAAUAAAAUGGGCAAACUGAAUAAAAUGGGUUUUAACUGUCU